Messenger RNA from Solanum stenotomum, 1140 nucleotides. Its product is annotated as pectinesterase-like. Gene Ontology annotation, biological process: cell wall modification. The transcript is spliced from 3 exons. Gene Ontology annotation, molecular function: pectinesterase inhibitor activity; pectinesterase activity. Bases 1 to 1140 code for a protein of 379 amino acids. The record is from RefSeq and is a predicted model, not a curated record. Lineage: Eukaryota; Viridiplantae; Streptophyta; Magnoliopsida; Solanales; Solanaceae.
AUGGUUGUGAGAUCUCUUGAUAUAAAUAAAGAUCCAUUCCGACCUCAAGAAAAGGAUGAAGAGAUUCUUGGUGAUGAAACACCAUAUCUCAGUGCUAUCGGGGCACUAAUGUACCGUGCCAACAAUACCCGACCAGAUAUUUGCUUCGUAGUUAGUUUAUUGGCGAAAUUCAGCUCAUGUCCAACAAGAAGACAUUGGAAAGGUGCUAAACAUAUAUUCAGAUAUCUUCAAGGAACAAUUGAUAUGGAUUGCUGUAUUCUAAUGCAUCCAAAAUGCCUAAAUAUUUCACAUCCUCCAAAUGUUAUAGUAGCCAAGGAUGGGUCGGAAAACUAUAACACUAUAAUGGCAGCUGUAUUCGCAAGUCCGAAUAAUAGUAUUGCACCAUACUAUAUUCAAAUCAAACAAGGAAUUUAUGAAGAAUAUGUUCAAAUCGACUCAUGGAAAACGAACAUCAUUUUCAUCGGAGAUGGAAUAGAUAAAACGAUAAUAACGGGAAACAAGAGCUAUGGAGGUGGAAUAGGGACGUAUUACACUGCUACCGUAGGUAAGGCAUCUGCUGAUUUCUGCACUUUUUAUAGAUGUCAAUUUGAUAGUUUUCAAGACACAGUAUACGCACACCGCGGCAAACAGUUUUACAGAGAAUGUACAAUUUUGGGCACCAACGACUUCAUUUGUGGUGAUGCAAUUGCAGUAUUUCAAGAUUGUUUAAUUGAAAUGCGUAAGCCCAUAAAAGGUCAAUAUAUCGUCAUCACAGCACAACAAAGAAAUGACAAGACUAAACCGACAGGACUCGUAUUGCAAAAUUGCACCUUAAGAUUAGCAACUCCAGAUGCAGGGGAUAAUGUAACUAUGUACUUAGGCCGGCCGUGGGGAAAUUUUUCACGUACCGUAAUUAUGAACAGUUACAUAGAUAUGUUGGUAAAUCCAAGAGGAUGGAUAGAAUUUGAAGGAAUGUCCAGAGUUCAACCAUAUUAUUUGGAAUAUCAGAAUAAAGGAGUCGGUGCAGAUAUAAAGAGGCGCGUGAAGUGGUCAUCAACUACCAAUGAUCCUAGAAUCGUAUCAAAUUUCACAGUCCGAAAUUUCAUAAACGGUGACAAAUGGAUUCCCUCCACAGUCCCACAUUACUUAGAUCUCAUAUAG